Molecule: messenger RNA, 2127 nt
Organism: Cadophora gregata
Lineage: Eukaryota; Fungi; Ascomycota; Leotiomycetes; Helotiales; Ploettnerulaceae
Gene: GLN4
Product: Glutaminyl-tRNA synthetase
Exons: 2
Coding region: 211-2127 (638 amino acids)
Biological process (GO): translation; glutaminyl-tRNA aminoacylation
Cellular component (GO): cytoplasm; cytosol
Molecular function (GO): ATP binding; glutamine-tRNA ligase activity
Source: RefSeq, a predicted model, not a curated record
CCAGCGCUAAAUGUGACGUCACGUGCAAGUGAGGGGCUUAGCGUCGCAAGCAGCACCCCUCAAUAUUUUGUUGUUGACUCACCACGCGGCGUUGAAUCUUUUUCCUGCAUCCGGCCUCGAUCAUCAACCCGGACGGUGACCCUUUGCAGAGAUACCCACCGAUCCUCUAAUAUAGCGAUAAAAACGGCCCAAGGAGGCUCCCGUACGAUUAUGGCGGACGCAAUUGCUGAGAAUGUAGCGAAACUCCAGCUGGACGAGGAGACUGGCGAGAUGGUCUCAAAGUCGGAGUUGAAGAAGCGCCUGGCGAAGCGAUCGAAAAAGGCAGCCACAGCAAAGGCCAAGGCGGAAGCUCCAGCAAAGUCGGCCACUACAGCUGCAAAAAAUGCUCAGAAGAAAGAAGAGGAUGUCAAGGUUGAGCCAACAAACAUGUUUGCUCAGGGGUGGCUGGAUGAAGUGUACAAGGAACGACCAGUGAAUCCGGUGACCACCCGUUUUCCACCAGAACCAAAUGGAUAUCUGCACAUUGGUCAUGCCAAAGCAAUUGCCGUCAAUUUCGGAUUUGCUCGGUACCAUGGAGGCGAAUGCUAUCUGCGAUUUGACGACACCAACCCGGAAGCUGAGGAAGAGAAAUACUUCACCGCGAUCAAGGAAAUCGUUGAAUGGUUGGGUUUCAAGCCCAAAGAGGUUACGUAUUCCAGUGAUAACUUCGACAAGCUGUACGCAAAGGCAGAAGAGCUUAUCAAGCUGGACAAGGCAUACGUCUGCCACUGUGGAGAUGCUGAAAUAAAGGCGCAGAGAGGCGGCGAGGAGCGUGGCCCGCGAUUUCGGUGCGACCAUGCCAGUCAAUCUGUAGAGACGAACCUGGAAAAGUUUCGAGCGAUGCGAGAUGGAAAAUACAAACCAAGAGAGGCGUUCUUGCGCAUGAAGCAGAAUAUCGAAGAUGGAAAUCCUCAAAUGUGGGAUCUGGCUGCAUACAGAGUUUUGGAUGCGGAGCAUCACAGAACUGGGCCGAAGUGGAAGAUCUACCCAACCUACGACUUCACGCACUGCCUCUGUGACAGCUUUGAGAAAAUUUCCCACUCGCUAUGUACCACUGAAUUUAUUCAAUCUCGGGUCUCGUACGAGUGGUUGAAUACCAGCCUGGGUGUUUAUGAGCCCAUGCAGAGAGAGUAUGGCCGUCUGAGCAUUGCUGGAACAGUCUUGUCGAAGCGAAAAAUCAUGAAACUAGUCAACGGUGGCUAUGUUCGGGGCUGGGAUGACCCAAGACUUUUUACUCUGAUAGCGAUCAAGAGACGUGGAGUCCCACCUGGAGCCAUUCUUGAAUUUGUUAAUGAACUUGGUGUAACGACCUCUCCCACAACCAUUCAGCUCGCUCGAUUUGACCAGACCAUUCGGAGAUACCUCGAGCGAACAGUUCCCAGACUUAUGCUGGUAUUGGACCCGAUUCCUGUUGUUAUCGAAGACGCCGAAGAGUUGGAACUUGAUCUCCCAUUUUCACCGAAGAUCCCUGCUAUGGGAAGUCACAAAGUCAAGUUCACCAAGACAGUCUACAUCGAGCGUAGCGAUUUCAGAGAAGUGGAUAGCAAAGAGUAUUUCCGGCUGGCGCCUGGAAAGUCAGUUGGACUUCUUCAAGUACCUUAUCCAAUUAAGGCCGUUUCAUUCACCAAGGAUGGCGAUAAAGUCACCGAAAUCCGAGCAGUCUAUGACAAGGAUGGUAAGAAGCCGAAGACAUACAUCCACUGGGUCGCAGAAGGAUCGAGAAAUGUUGAAGUACGGAUACAUAACGCUCUUUUCAAGAGCGAGAAGCCUGACAGUGCGCCGGGCGGCUUCCUUGAGGAUAUCAACCCUGAUAGCGAAGAGAUCUGGCCUAAAGCCAUGAUUGAAUCGGGCUUUGAUGAGGUUAAAAGACGUGCACCAUGGCCAGAAGCUGCUGGAGAAUCGGAGUUGGGCAGGGGGGGCCUUGAGUCUGUGAGGUUUCAAGCCAUGCGUGUUGCUUAUAUGGUAGGCGAUUCCAAGGGUCACGUUUUUACAGGAGCUAAUACUUGCCAGGCAAUGGACUCCGACAGUACUGAUGAUAAAAUUGUACUGAAUCGUAUCGUCAGUCUGAAGGAAGACGCUGGAAAGUAG